UGCUUAAUGUCAUUGCACUACACAUGUCAAUUGUCUGUCAUAAUAAAAUAUAACUUGUAUUUACUUAUCGAUUGUUUUGUGAUUUUCAUUUAUAUAAAUUGGCGUAAACCAUGACCGAGUAUUGGAAGUCGCAAGCUAGAAAAUAUUGUGAAUUUUGCAAAUGCUGGUUCGCCGAUAAUAAAGUGUCUAUUUCGUUCCAUGAAAAUGGUAAGAGACACAAAGAAAAUGUUCAGAAACACAUAUCCCAGCUCAGUAAAAAAAGUGCUAAAGAGUUCAAGCAGAAAGAAAAAAUUGAUGAUGAUAUUAAAAAAAUGGAGGCAGCAGCAAUGGCUGCUUAUUUGAAAGAUGUGCAAAACAAUGCAGAUCUAACAUCACAGAGCAUAAACGAAAUGAUUAACCUGAGUGGUGGUAGCAGUGAAACAACUUUAACUGUAGCUGCCACACCUACCAAAAAGGCUAUCUGGAAUGAAGUGAAGAGUGAAGAUGGAAGCUCAUAUUUCUGGAACACUGUAACAAAUGAAACCUCGUGGGAUACUCCCGAUGAGUAUGUUUCAAUAGCAGACCAGGAAAAGAGUAAGCUAAAGAAGGAAUCACAAGACAAAAAGGAGAAGAAAAUAAAGAAACAACAACAAAAGCAAGCUCAAGAAGAAGUGAAUAAGGAGGUCAAUGCUCAUUUAGCAAGGGAGAAAAUGCGAGAGCUGGCUGUAAAUAAAGAUCCACCACCUCCUAAGAGAUUUAUCGACUACGGGCCGCCGCCGCGCGCCGUGAAACCAUAUGGGUCAUGGACUCCAGUUAUAACUCAACCUACUGAAGUCGUUGACCUCCAGUUACCUAAGCCUGGUAAGGAGCUACCCCCGCCGCCAGUUAUAAUGGAACCAGAAGUCUUUCAGUUUAAGGAGAAGCGCAUACAGUCACUCGGUGAUGAACCUGUCGAGUUUAAAAAGCGGAAAAUCAAUAACCCUAAGAGAAACAUGCGCCAGAAGUUAGAUGAUGAUUAAUGGUUAAUAUUAAUAAAAAAUGUAAAUAAAAUCA
This is a messenger RNA of Trichoplusia ni (cabbage looper), 1032 nucleotides long. RefSeq names its product WW domain-binding protein 4. The coding region runs from base 111 to 998 and encodes 295 amino acids. The record is from RefSeq and is a predicted model, not a curated record. Gene Ontology annotation, biological process: mRNA splicing, via spliceosome. Lineage: Eukaryota; Metazoa; Arthropoda; Insecta; Lepidoptera; Noctuidae. Gene Ontology annotation, molecular function: RNA binding; protein binding; zinc ion binding. The transcript has 7 exons. Gene Ontology annotation, cellular component: precatalytic spliceosome; nucleus.